Molecule: messenger RNA, 1806 nt
Organism: Belonocnema kinseyi
Lineage: Eukaryota; Metazoa; Arthropoda; Insecta; Hymenoptera; Cynipidae
Product: RING-type E3 ubiquitin-protein ligase PPIL2
Exons: 10
Coding region: 144-1727 (527 amino acids)
Biological process (GO): protein peptidyl-prolyl isomerization; protein polyubiquitination
Cellular component (GO): catalytic step 2 spliceosome
Molecular function (GO): peptidyl-prolyl cis-trans isomerase activity; ubiquitin-ubiquitin ligase activity
Source: RefSeq, a predicted model, not a curated record
CUAUAAAUGGUGUAUUUGUUUUGACAGAACGAACACGACUAGAACGCAUAGAAAGAUACUCUUUCUUUAAAAUAUUAUUGAUAUAAAUCGAAAUUUGGGAAGAUUAUAAUUUUUACAAGUGUCUUUUAAAGUUCUCCUUCAAAAUGGGGAAACGUCAGCAUCAAAAGGAUAAAAUGUAUUUAACCUAUACAGAGUGGACGACUCUCUAUGGUGGAAAAAAAUCGGGACCAGAGGAAGUCGGAGAAGAUUCAACAUUUCGUCGAUUGCCCUUCGAUCACUGCUGUUUAAGUUUACAACCUUUUGAACAUCCAUAUUGCGAUGGAAACGGGAAUAUUUUCGAAUUAGCGGCCCUCGUUCCCUACGUAAAACAGCACAAGCACAAUCCCGUAACUGGGAAAUCCAUUGACGUAAAAUCACUGACAAAAUUAAAUUUUUUCAAAAACGCAGAGGGCCAGUAUCAUUGUCCAGUUUUGUUUAAAAUUUUUUCUAAACAUUCUCACAUCGUCGCUGUUAAAACUACCGGCAAUGUCUUCUCUUAUGAGGCAGUGGAACAAUUAAAUAUAAAGACACGAAAUUGGAAAGAUUUGAUCAACGAUGAACCUUUCACGAGGAAGGAACUCAUCACAAUUCAAAAUCCCAGUGAUGUGAAGAAGUUUAAUUUAUCUAGUUUUCAUCACAUCAAGCAUAAUUUGAGAGUCGAGGAUGAAGAAACUAUUAGAGAACGAAAUGAUCCGAGUGCAAAGCUUAAGAAUAUUUCGAAUGAGGCGAAAGCGAGUUUGGCUGAAUUGGAAAGAACUUAUGUAGCAAGGGAAAGUACGAGUGAGAUUGCGAUAGCGAAACCUGACAAAUUUAAUGCCGCACAUUAUUCGACUGGAGCUGUGGCUGCUGGCUUUACGUCGACAGUUAUGCCGAGAGAAACUGUUCAUCAAGCCGCGAUUAUCGAAGAGGAUCAAGUGCGAUAUGAACGUGUUAAAAAGAAAGGUUACGUGAGACUGAUAACAAAUUUCGGAUCCUUGAAUUUGGAACUACAUUGCGACCUUGUCCCAAAAACUUGUGAAAAUUUCAUAAAACAUUGCCAAAAUGGAUACUACAAUGGAACCAAAUUUCACCGCUCGAUACGAAAUUACAUGGUUCAAGGAGGAGAUCCUACAAAUACGGGAAAGGGAGGCGAAUCUAUUUGGGGAAAGCCUUUUGAAAAUGAAUUUAGACCGAAUCUUGUCCAUCAAGGACGAGGAAUUCUCUCAAUGGCGAAUGCUGGGACUGACACGAACGGAUCACAAUUUUUCAUAACUUAUCGCUCCUGUCGAGACUUGGAUCAAAAGCACACAGUUUUUGGAAAAAUAGUCGGAGGCUUAGAUACUUUGAGCGCCAUCGAGAAAAUAGAAGUUGACAAUAAAGAUCGACCCAUCGAGGAUAUAGAGAUUCAAGCCACCCAAGUAUUUGUUGAUCCUUACGAAGAAGCUGACGAACAAUUAGCAAAAGAACGACAGGCCGAAAUCGAAAGAUUGGCCCAGGAAGCGAAGAAAACUAAUAUUAAAAGCGACGGAACCCUGAAAAUCUACAAGCCGGGCAUUGGAAAAUAUGUUAAUACCAACGAUAAGAAAUUAGAAGACGAACCAAGUGGCCCGGCACCGAAAAAAAAGAAAAUUGUACAAUCCAUGGGCGAAUUCUCUUCCUGUGAAUCUCGGUGGCACUGCGAAUUGUGCCAAAAGACGACAUGUGGAUGAACACAACAUUUUUUCGUCAGCUGAGUACUUCGUUAGUCAAUGCAGCCACUGCACUGCGCAUACCAAUAUUCUGAUUGGU